UGAAUUUUUUUUUUAUCUCAAAUAGAAAUUGAUUAAGUAUCGGCCUCAUGACAGAAACACCCUUGUCCAGCUGUAUCCAUGUCUUUCCAACCUGGCUCGUCCAGAAGCCAAGCUCCCAAUGGCAAAUGAGUCAAAUCACAAAAUUUCAGACAUGGAAAGCCAAGGUUUUCCGGUUUCCGCCUAAAGAACCCAAACAAAAAGACGGAAGAGAAUCUACAUGCUCAUCUACAGCCGUAUCUAAUCACUCUCCUUAAACUUAUCAAUAAUCACAAUUAAUCAUCCAUAAAUCCCGGAGCCCACAAAUUUCAACGUCCAUGAUUAAAUAAUUCCCUACAACACAUCACACUUUAAAACCCGUCUCCACGUUCAGAGGUUGUUUCGGCUUCGCUUUCCCAACACCGAAACCGAUAUCUCUCAAUAAUUUCUCCAUUUUCUCUCUCUCUCUUUUUUUUUCUCUAAGAAUUCAGUAAAGAAAAGUUUCGUUGAGCCUCAUUCAUCUUUCCACAAUGAACGACCUUCUAACGGAGUCAUUUGAGAUCCCUCGAGGUCAAGGAUCCCGAGGUGGAGAUAUCGAGUUAGGAGCUCAAAUGAAUUCUGGAGAACUGGGCCUUCAAAAUUUCUUUAAAAAGGUUCAAGAGAUAGAUAAACAAUAUGAGAAGCUGGAUAAGCUACUCAAAAAGCUUCAGGAUGCACAUGAGGAAUCAAAGGCUGUGACUAAGGCUCCUGCCAUGAAAUCUAUCAAGCAGAGAAUGGAGAAAGAUGUCGACGAAGUUGGAAAAGUUUCUCGUUUUAUAAAGGGGAAAAUUGAGGAAUUGGACACAGAUAAUUUAGCCAAUAGGCAGAAGCCUGGAUGCGGAAAAGGAACAGGUGUAGACCGGUCAAGGACAGCAACAACUCUUGCCGUGAAAAAGAAGUUGAAAGACAAAAUGGCUGAAUUUCAGACUCUGAGGGAAACCAUCCAUCAAGAGUAUCGGGAGGUUGUUGAGCGACGUGUUUUCACAGUGACGGGCACAAGACCAGAUGAAGAGACUAUUGAAAAAUUAAUCGAUACCGGAGAUAGUGAACAAAUAUUCCAGAAAGCAAUUCAGGAGCAGGGACGAGGCCGGAUAAUGGACACUGUGUCCGAAAUUCAUGAGCGCCAUGAAGCGGUAAGAGAUUUGGAGAGAAAGCUUCUUGAUUUACAACAGAUAUUUUUGGAUAUGGCGGUGCUGGUUGAUGCACAAGGAGACAUGCUGGACAACAUAGAAUCUCAGGUCUCGAGUGCAGUAGAUCACGUGCAGUCGGGGAAUACCGCCCUGCAAAAGGCAAAGAAGCUACAGAAGAACUCCAGGAAGUGGAUGUGCAUUGCUAUCAUCAUCCUUCUUCUAAUUGUUGUAAUCAUCGUCGUUGCAGUGAUCAAGCCCUGGAGCAGCAACAAAGGUGCCUUAGUUUGUGUCAUUAAUUUGUUAUGUACAAAAUAUGUACGAACUCGGUGAAUGAUCUUUCUCUCGGCUGUUUUUGUUAAUAAUUUGAGGUCAAACCCCCCUUUUUCUUGUGGCUUCGUUGGUUGAACACUGUUAUGAUUGAAAUUCCAAAAAUUUUACAAUAUUCUUUUGAUAGAAAAUUAUGAUAUCAUGGUCUUGGUUGAUUUUUGUAAAGAUGCGGUUUCAAUAUUCAUUGCCUUAAUGAAAAUAAACAUUGAAUUGACAGACAACGAACCGUAGUAAAGUGUUGUUUGACUCUUAUGAUCAAAAUUGAAAUCUUAACGUUUCAAAUAAAAAGAAAAAACAUUAAAUUAUGCGUGAUCAUUUUGGAUGAUUUUGUGUUAAUUUUAAGUGGGAUUUUUUUCAUAAAAACUUAAAAUAGUAGAAAUCUAACUGCCAAGAUUCAUAAGCUUACUUUGGCAGGGUAAAAUGACUGACCAAAAUGGUUAAAAAUAAUCAUCCUCUUUAACAAUAUUUCCCUCUAAUCACCAAACAAAAAAUAUUACUAAAAUAAAAAAAGUUACAAAAUCCAACUGAUAACAUGGUAAACAAAACUAUCUCAUUGACAUCCUUUCUCUAUGCAAAUUUACACUCUUUUAACGGGAAAAAAAAAAAAAAA
Messenger RNA from Durio zibethinus, 2082 nucleotides. RefSeq names its product syntaxin-132-like. Gene Ontology annotation, biological process: vesicle fusion; exocytosis; intracellular protein transport. Gene Ontology annotation, molecular function: SNAP receptor activity; SNARE binding. Gene Ontology annotation, cellular component: SNARE complex; plasma membrane; endomembrane system. NCBI's taxonomy places the organism in Eukaryota, Viridiplantae, Streptophyta, Magnoliopsida, Malvales, Malvaceae. The record is from RefSeq and is a predicted model, not a curated record.